AUGGCGAACACGAUAUAUUUUGCCAAGUUCCACUCGCUGCCAACUACUAUCUCUAGCCACCUUUUUUCGAGUGAAAACGACUCUUUUCUAGAAUAUACUGUCCCUCCGGAGAAGGGCCCGUCUCCGACGUCUCUCACUGAGCGGCAUCUCGACCGUGGGGAAAGGAUGCAUGCACUCCAGGCUGUGGAGCGGGACGGUGUCAUGCUAAGCAAACAUGUCGGCGAAGGCGAGACUGGCGGGGAGUCUCCGAGACAGCAAGGAGAUCAUUACGUGCUUGAGCAGUGUCACUCUCACCCGCUGCGUGCGCCUCUUGCCCCCCUGCCUCCAGGUGCGUAUCCCGCCAAGUUGCUCGCGCAGGUUUUCAUGCGUGAACGCUUGUUCUGCGGCAACCGCUGCCUCUGUAUCCCGGACCCUGGCGUUCUGGUGUGCACCGUCAUCCUCCUCAUCACUCCAGCCGUCGUCUUCUAUCAAACUGUGAUACCUUGUCUUCCCCCUCAGACGCAGCUUCCGGCGGGCUGCGGCUUCGGGUUUCUCCUCGCAGGCGCUCUUGGCACGCUCGUCUCUGUCGCCUUCAGCGAUCCAGGAAUCUUGCCUCGAAACCGUUGCCCAGCGGAGAUACCCGUAGGCCCCUCGCGCGUCAAGUUCGUCGUGAUCAACGGCAUCAGCGUCCCGCAGAAGUGGUGCACGACUUGCUGCUUGUACCGGCCGCCGCGGACAAAGCACUGUUCGGUCUGCAACACCUGCGUGCGCCGCUUCGACCACCACUGUCCGUGGGUUUCGAAUUGCAUCGGACAAAGGAACUACCGCGUCUUCUUUUUCUUUGUCCUCUUCUGCGCCCUCUACGCUCUUGCUGGCGCUAUCGCGGCUGGCGUGACUCUAUCUGUGCAGAUUCAAAAUUGGGGCAUGGGCUUCAGCGGCGCGGCGAUCUGGAGAGCAGGAAAAGAGUGCCCUCAGCUUGCAGGGCUGUUCGUCUACAGCGUAUGCGCCGCUAUUCCUCUCGUCCAUCUCUUCUUCUUUAAUGUGUACCUAGUGGCAAACAAUCUGACAACUAACGAGGAGGUGCUACAGCUGUUUUCGGAAAGGAACCCCUACUCUUCGGGCUGCGCCGCCAAUUUGUACUACUUCCUCUCGCACCCAGUGGAGCCCAGGUAUCCAAUAACACUAUCUCCGCGGCUGUUUCCAUAUUAG
Messenger RNA from Besnoitia besnoiti, 1188 nucleotides. RefSeq names its product DHHC zinc finger domain-containing protein. Lineage: Eukaryota; Apicomplexa; Conoidasida; Eucoccidiorida; Sarcocystidae. Bases 1 to 1188 code for a protein of 395 amino acids. Gene Ontology annotation, molecular function: protein-cysteine S-palmitoyltransferase activity. Gene Ontology annotation, cellular component: Golgi apparatus; endoplasmic reticulum. The transcript is spliced from 11 exons. The record is from RefSeq and is a predicted model, not a curated record. Gene Ontology annotation, biological process: peptidyl-L-cysteine S-palmitoylation; protein targeting to membrane.